AUGAGUGCAGAAAGGUGAAGACGUCCAUAAAGAGUGCAACAAGCUGCAAGGAGGCUGUCAGCAUAAAAACACCGACUCUGAAGAGCAGUGACGCCUGGCAUACGGAAGAGGGCGGUAACGGGCAGCAACGUGAGCUUGACGCUCCUGCACAAAGCACAGAAGAAGAAGAAACGCCCCGGUCGGGAGGAAGGAGUAUACGUGUGUGGAGGAGCUGGUGACAGUCCGUGGAGCUGUUAUGUGCGUGUCUCAUUUGUUGCAUGCAGGCUUUACCUCGGCGCGCUGUUGCACGGUUCCCAUCGUUUUCUGUAACGGCCAAAUGAGUCAGACAGUAACGGUCGAGCACCGCAGCUGAUACUCUAUCAUUCAGAAAUGGCAGCCGAUGAAAUCGACUACAACAUCGUGUUUCCAGAUGCGGGGACAUCGGAGAGACACUGGCAGGGGACAAAGGAGCCAGUUGUGAUACUAUUGGGCUGGGCUGGAUGCAAAGACAAGCACCUCUCCAAAUACAGCUCCAUCUACAAUGAACAGGGCUGUGUCACCAUCCGCUAUACAGCGCCUUUAAAGACGGUCUUCAUCUCGGAGUCAUUUGGAUACAAGGAGCUGAGAAGCACGGCUCUCAAACUGCUGGAGAUCCUCUAUGACUAUGAGGUGGAGAACAGUCCUGUUUUCUUUCACACGUUCAGCAAUGGCGGCUUCAUGCUGUACCGUUACAUUGUAGAGCUGCUGCACAACGACAGACAGUUCAGUUCGCUGUCUGUCGUUGGGGCCGUCGUGGACAGCGCCCCGGGUAGCGGGAACGUUCGUGGGGCUCUACGUGCACUGACAGCCACCUUAGGCCCCAAAAUAAAUCCAGUUUUAAGGUACAUCCUCCUAGUGCUUUUUGCUGUGACUGUUUUCCUUUUGCGAAUUGUGCUAUACCCCUUGACCAAGUACAUUCACAAGAACCACUAUGAUGCCGUGCAGGACAGGCCGCCUGCCUGGCCUCAUUUCUUCCUGUACUCCAGAGAUGACCAGGUGAUAAGGCACAGGGAUGUUGAGGUUUUUUUGGAGACUUUGAAGCAGAAAGGCAUCCCUGUGGACAGUUUUGAUUUUGUCUCCAGCCCCCAUGUUGGCCAUUUCCGGGAUUUUCCUGAGCAGUACGCUCUCAAGUGCCACGACUUCCUGAUUGCCUGCAUGAAGGACUUGGAAGAGACUGAAACAAGAAGGAGACGACGUGUCGAAAGUCAGUGAAACUUCUGCAAAUCUGUCGUUUGUAGAUGAUAAAGGGAAGUGAAGAAAAUCAGACUGCUUUCAGUGAGACAAUGGGGAAUGAAAUUCUGCCAGUUUAUUAACUCACCUGAAGCAGUCCUGUACCACAUGAACCUAAUAACUAAUACAAUCCAAAAGGUAGCUAUACACUGGAGAAUUUGGAGUCAUCCUUUAGGAAAAUUUAAAUGAUAUUUAAUAUUGAUGUGAAAUGUGAUGCAUUGUAGAUUAGCGGUAGUGGUAAGCAGUUUUGAAAUUGAGAAGGCUGGUUGAUCUGUAUCGCCUAUUUAUUAAAUUUAAUAUAUGUUUUUAUGUUCUCAUGAUUCUAUAUUGACUAAGAAUAGAAGGACGCUUAAAGGGAAGCAAAUUUCAAAAGAAGUGAUUGUUUUCUUCCCUAAUGGAAGUCUGAAAAUUGUUACAUGGAGUAAAUUCCUUUUAUUUUAAUGUGCAAAAAAUUGUAGAAUACCCAGCCCUAAUAUGUGAGUUUUACCAUUAAUUUAAGGACGAAGUUGAUUAACAAUGAAUGUAAAUGUCCUCUACAACUAAUGUGUUCUUUUUAACUGACGUGCCUUCAAUAAACCUGAAUGCUCAGAACAG
Archocentrus centrarchus (flier cichlid) is the source of this 1842-nucleotide messenger RNA. Its product is annotated as transmembrane protein 53-like. Lineage: Eukaryota; Metazoa; Chordata; Actinopteri; Cichliformes; Cichlidae. The record is from RefSeq and is a predicted model, not a curated record. Bases 370 to 1230 code for a protein of 286 amino acids. The transcript is spliced from 4 exons.